Molecule: messenger RNA, 1920 nt
Organism: Prunus mume (Japanese apricot)
Lineage: Eukaryota; Viridiplantae; Streptophyta; Magnoliopsida; Rosales; Rosaceae
Source: RefSeq, a predicted model, not a curated record
AUGAAUUCUCCUCGCAGGGAAAUUGGUAACCCUACCAAAACAUUCUCCUCUUCCACACCCCAUUUCUUAAUGAUGAUUCCAAAGGGUACUUCUGGAGACAUCAAACUUAGUAUUCCAAAGAAAUUUUUGAGGAAAUAUGGAGAUGAUCUAUCAAAUCCAGUACUUCUUAAGCUUCCAAAUGGUUCAAAAUGGAACAUAGAACUCAGAAGAUGGGAGGGUGAGGCUUGGUUUGACAAGGGUUGGCCAGAGUUCUCUGAGUUUUACUUUCUAGAGCACUGUCACUCCUUGGUUUUUGGAUAUGAAGGGAAUUCCAAAUUUCACAUUUGCAUAUUUGAUGAAAGUUUCAUAGAGAUUGAAUAUCCAUUAACGAUGCCAGAGAUGAAAGAAACUGACGCGGAUGAUGACUCUAGUGAUGAAUCUGAUGAUCAUUCUGAUGAUGCUUCUCUUGAAAUCUUAGACAAAUUUCCACCAUGCCCAAGAAAAUCGAAGGGGAAAUCUUCAUUUCCAUGUCCUCGGCCUCACAAGAAAAAAAGAACAAGUUCAAGUGGCAACGUUGAUUUUCCAUCCAAAAGACAUGAUCGAGGCACGUCUAGCACCCCAAGAUUCCUAAAACGAACACAAGUCGUUCGUGGGAGGAGGCAUCCAUUGACUACAAGUGGAAAAGCUUUAGCUCUUCAGAGAGCAAAAGCAUACAAAUCUGACAAGCCUUCUUUCAUAGUUCCCAUGCAUCGCUCUUAUAUUGGUCGACAUCCAAUGUGGUUGACAUCCGAUUUUUCCAUCCUUAUGGGACAUCUUAGUAAGAAUUCUGCCAACGUUAUCCUGUGGGAUUUGGGUGGGAGAGCUUGGGUUGUUGAAUUUAUAGCAAAACCAAGAGCCAAGUUCCAGUCUGGUUGGCAUGAAUUUGUUCGAGGCAAUAAUUUGAAUGUUAAUGAUGUAUGUGUAUUUGUGUUGAUUGAUGACACUAGACUUGUGUUUGAAGUUGUCAUUUUCCGCGCCGUACAAGCUGCAAAUUGCACCUUGUUACCAGAUGUUGAUGGGGAAGAAACUGAGGAGGAUGAUGAUUCUGCUUUGCCAGCCAAGUUUGUCAAGGAACAUCUUAACCAGGCUCAUGAUAAGGCCGUCCUUCGUGUUUCGGAUGAAAGAACUUGCAAAUCCCACCAGCAUUUCUCGUGCAUUUUGAUGGUGGAAAAGUACCUCAGAAGUCCCACCUUCGGACCUCCUGUUAAUGUGAAGAAGGCUGAUGACAAGUUCUUUUUCCAAAAGGGUUGGAAGAAAUUUGUCCAUGACCGUGUUUUAAAGCUUUGUGAGUUUCUAGUCUUUGGUUACGCUGGAAAUUUGGGAUUCUAUGUUGACAUUUAUGGAAGAGAUGGCUGCAAAAAAAAGUUUGUAACAGCCAUUAGGGAAAGGGGCCGCAGACAUCAUGAAGAGGGACAUGGUAAUGUAAUUCACAGAAGGAGCCCAAGACAUCAUGGAAAACAGAAUUUGCCUUCAAUUGAUCCCAUCAAAUAUGAAGCAACCGAUACUGAAUCUGAAACAUCAAUGCAUCCAUUGGCUACAAGUACUGGAAAAACUAUUGCUCUUCCGCGAAACAAUAGCUUCAACUCUGAAAAACCAUUUUUCAAGAGUGCAAUACAGAACUCGUACAUCCGUAGAGGUUAUAUGUAUUUGCCACGUAAUUUUGGCAGGACACAUCUCACCGAGCAGCGAGCUACCGUUACUCUUCGGGUUUCGGAUGGGAAAACUUGGCCUGUCAAGUUGGCAAUUGAAGGUGAAAGAGCCAAACUUCGGUGGUGGUUUCAUGACAUUUUGCCGAGAUAAUAAAUUAGAAGUUGGUGACAUGUGUGUCUUUGUCUUGAUUAACAAGAUUGAGUUUUUAUUUGAAGCUGUCUUUUACCGCAAGACAGAAGCUUCAAGUUGCAC